Culex quinquefasciatus (southern house mosquito) is the source of this 1073-nucleotide messenger RNA. RefSeq names its product trypsin 5G1. The record is from RefSeq and is a predicted model, not a curated record. Lineage: Eukaryota; Metazoa; Arthropoda; Insecta; Diptera; Culicidae. The transcript has a single exon. Gene Ontology annotation, biological process: proteolysis. Gene Ontology annotation, molecular function: serine-type endopeptidase activity. The coding region runs from base 16 to 810 and encodes 264 amino acids.
CGACAAGUUCUCAAAAUGAAGACACUUACAACAAUUCUGGUUCUUCUCCUGGCAACAAUCGUUUCUUCCGAAACUACGGAAGGCCCUCUUAAUCAUUGCAACGCUCGCAUCGUCGGCGGUUUCCACGCGGACAUUGCGGAGAUUCCCUUCCAGGUGUCCCUCAUCCGUGGUCGUGGUCCUUUAUGCGGUGGAUCCCUCAUCUCCAACCGGUGGGUCCUAACGGCGGCCCAUUGUGUACAAUCUCCGAGCCAGCUUCAAGUCAGGAUCAACUCCACCUUGGGGCUAGCCCACGGAACGGUCGUCAACGUUAACAGGCCCGUAGUCCACCCAAACUACAACGCGCUGACUACGGACUACGAUUUUGCCCUGCUCGAGCUGAAGGAUGAGAUCGAGCUGACCGACGAGUUCUACGCGGCGGAAUUGCCCGAACAGGACGAACCCGUCGAGGACGGAGCGUGCCUACAGACAUCCGGUUGGGGAAGCACUGAGAACGGGUCCGGCUCGGAAGACUUGCUCGUAACGUACGUUCCGGUGAUCAGCUGGAACCAGUGUCGCAAGAACUACCGCAAGGCGCAUGCGAUUACGGAGCGGAUGAUCUGCGCCGGAUAUGCCGACGGUGGCGUCGACGCCUGCCAGGGAGAUUCGGGAGGACCGCUGGUCGAUGGACGGAAGCUGGUUGGAGUGGUUUCGUUUGGCACGGGCUGCGGAAAGGCGGGGUUGCCGGGAGUUUACGCGAAGGUGUCGGCCGUUCGGGAUUGGAUCGCGUUUGUGAGUGAGGGUGAGAAUGAUUCUGAAGAGAGUGAAGAGUAACGUGGUUAACCACUUUUUUUUUUUGAAAACCGAAACCGCGAAAUAAAGCAAGCUUUUUUAAAGCAAACAAGAAUGCGAAGACAAAGAAUGUAAAAAAUAAGGUAUGAUCCUUUUCUACCUUAUCAACUCACCACAAGCGCAAACGAGGUGAUGUAAUAUGAUAAGAAAUAAUCUUGCCAUCGUUAGUUCUCGUAAGGGUGAAUUGUCUUAUAUUUGAACUAUUAUAAAUACAUCAACUAAAUAAAUUUCAAGCUUUUAAGAAA